AUGUUUUUAUCAUAUCUAUCUAUCUAUCUAUCUAUCUAUCUAUCUAUCUAUCUAUCUAUCUAUUCCGAACAUUUAAUCCAACCAAAUUUGUAUAAAAUUUGUUCGCAUUUAUGUUUCUAUGCUCCUCCUAAUCUACCAUCUACUAAACCUUCUACUCCUAUUCUUCCCCUCCUACUUUCCAUCCUACUCAUCCUUCUACUCCUAUUCUUCCCCAUCCUAUUUUCUAUCCUACUCAGCCUUCUACUCCUAUUCUUCCCCCUUCUACUUUCCAUCCUACUCACCCUUCUACUCCUAUUCUUCCCCAUCCUAUUUUAUAUCCAACUCACCCUUCUACUUCUAUUCUUCCCCCUCCUACUUUCCAUCCUACUCAUCCUUCUCCCUAUUCUUCCCCAUCCUAUUUUCUAUCCUACUCACCCUUCUACUCCUAUUUUCCCCUCCCUACUUUCCAUCCCACUCACACUUCUACCCUAUUCUUCCCCAUCCUAUUUUAUAUCCAACUCACCCUUCUACUCCUAUUCUUCCCCCUCCUACUUUCCAUCCUACUCAUCCUUCUACUCAUAUUCUUCCCCAUCCUAUUUUCUAUCCUACUCACCCUUCUACUCCUAUUCUUCCCCCUUCUACUUUCCAACCUACUCACCCUUCUACUCCUAUUCUUCCCCAUCCUAUUUUAUAUCCAACUCACCCUUCUACUCCUAUUCUUCCCCCUCCUACUUUCCAUCCUACUCACCCUUCUACUCCUAUUCUUCCCCAUCCUAUUUUCUAUCCUACUCACCCUUCUACUCCUAUUUUCCCCCUCCUACUUUCCAUCCUACUCACCCUUCUACUCCUAUUCUUCCCCAUCCUAUUUUAUAUCCAACUCACCCUUCUACUCCUAUUCUUCCCCCUUCUACUUUCCAUCCUACUCACCCUUCUACACCUAUUCUUCCCCAUCCUAUUUUCUAUCCUACUAACCCUUCUACUCCUAUUCUCCAUCCUCCUACUUUCCACCCUACUCAACCUUCUACUCCUAUUCUUCCCCAUCCUAUUUUCUAUCCUACUCAGCCUUCUACUCCUAUUCUUCCCCCUCCUACAUUCCAUCCUACUCACCCUUCUACUCCUAUUCUCCUACUUUCCGACCUACUCACCCUUCUAUUCCUAUUCUUCCCCCUCCUACUUUCCAUCCUACUCAACCUUCUACUCUUAUUCUUCUCCCUCCUACUUUCCAUCCUACUCACCCUUCUAUUCCUAUUUUUCCGCUCCUAUUUUCCAUCCUACUCACCCUCUACUGCUCUUCUUCCCCCUCCUAAUUUCAUUCUUACUCACCCUUCUACUCCUAUUCUUCCCCCUCUUACUCUACCACCUACUCACCCUUCUACUCCUAUUCUUCCCUCUCCUCGUAUUCCUUAG
Molecule: messenger RNA, 1386 nt
Organism: Acanthosepion pharaonis
Lineage: Eukaryota; Metazoa; Mollusca; Cephalopoda; Sepiida; Sepiidae
Source: the annotation of a GenBank genome assembly